AUGGUUGAAAAGGAUAUGCUGCCUAUAAGCAUUGUGGAUGGCAAGGGGUUUCGUGAGUUGAUGAACUAUUGUGAGCCAGACUACCAAAUCCCUUCUCGAGAAACAAUAACAACCCGCAUAGAGGCUCGCUACAAAAGAAAGAAAGCCGAGCUGAAAGCACGACUGGCCAACACGCAUGUAGCAAUAACCACUGACUGUUGGACGUCAAAUACAACAGAGAGCUAUAUCACCGUCACUUGCCACUACAUGGAGGACUGGCUGAUGAGGUCGGCAGUCCUAGCCACAGAGAGUAUGCCGAUGAGCCAUACGGCUGAUAAUUUAGCAGAACGGCUGAAUGAAAUUGUGCAUGCAUGGGGGCUGACCGGGCGAGUGAUAGCCUGUGUUCACGACAACGCGAGUAACAUCGUCUUAGCAAACAGCCGACCUCGAGUCGACUGGGCCUCUGUUCCAUGCUACACCCAUACCCUACAACUGGCCAUCAACGAUGGUUUCGCUGGGACCCUGCACCAAGUCAUCGCAGCUGCAGGAAGAUUGGUCAAACACUUUAAGCACAGCACUAAAGCCACCAAAGCGCUGGAAACCAAGCAAGGCCAAAUGGGCUUGGAACGCCACCAGCUCAUUCAAUCCUGCAAAACGAGGUGGAAUUCAGUCUGUGACAUGUUUGCGAGACUGGUGGAGCAGCGGUGGGCGGUGUGCGCCGUACUAUCAGACCGCACGUUCACCAAGCUGUCUGAUGCUCGGACACUUGAGAUCAGAGACGACCACUGGAAAAUCAUGGAGGAAAUGGGCCCUGUUCUAGUCGCUCUGAAGACAGCAACUACCGUGAUGUCUACAGAGACUGAGGUGUCCAUAUCCAACACGUAUCCCAUCAGCUUCGGUUUAAUCGACGUGCACCUCAAGAAGAGAGUCGAGGGAGACUCAGGCAAAGUGGCAGAAUUCAAAUCUAAAGUGGCUGCUUCACUGAGCAGACGGAUGAAGAUUGCAUCUGAUGACUUCCUAACAUCAACCCCAAUGAUAGCAACGAUGGUGGACCCUCGGCACAAGCACCUGUCAUUUCUCAGCCCAGCCAGGAGGAUUUCAGCAAAUGCCAAACUGCUUGAACUGGCUCAAGCAGAAGAUGUGAGCUCCACAUCCACAACAGCAGAUGGAGCAAGCUCUGCCUCUGCCAGUACCACUGGAGAGGAGGAGGAGGGGGCUCAGCCAGACGUGCCUGUCCAGGAAGCUGCACCACAGAGACACACAUCUGCUAUGGUUCAACUCCUGGGUGCCUACUACACCAACCAGAUUGGUGGGGAAAAAAUGAAGCAAGGUAUCCGAGGUUGGCAAAAGUGGCAAAACGAUACAUGUGUAUCCCUGCUACAUCAGUGCCUUCUGAACGCGUGUUCUCAGCAUGUGGCCUUACUGUAACCAAGCUGCGCUCACGGCUCACACCUGAGCAUGUAGACAUGCUCAUAUACUUGAAUAAAAAUGAAUAAGCAAUUGUACCCAUGGGCCAUGUUACAUGUAUGAGGCAGAGAGCCUUCUCUAAAAUGUGACUUUUCCCUUUGUUAAAAUUUCAAUUGUCCACCUGCCUGAUGAUCUAAAUAUUAAGUUGAUUGUUGUAGCCAGGGUUGGCUAAACUUGGCUUGCUUAAUAUUUUACUAUCACGAUCACCAUUGUCUUUCAGGAAUGUUUACUUGAAGUUGUUGUCAGCCUGUUUCAAGCUGACUGAUUAUUACAUUAAUGUUUACACUAAUAGUUUGUGAGAGACAAACUAAGAUGGGCAUAGUGCAUGCACUUUAUUUUAUUUUAUGCAGUGACAUGUUUUUCAUUCAGUUCUUCUGUCAGCCUCACUUGAGCCCAAAUGUUAAGUUGAAUCAAUGACUGUUCUUCUGCAGCAGGCUUAGGUUUACUUAUUUUGCUGUUACUUACAAUUUCAGGGAUGUCUGCCUUAUAUUUUUUCAAGUUGACUGUCAUAUAGGCACUUUUCCCAGUUCAAGAGGGAUUCAAUUAAUGUUGCAGCUUGCAGGCUGCUAGCCUUCUAAUAGUUUGUGAGACAGACUAAGAUGUGCAUUGUGCAUGUUGUGCACUUGAUGUUACUUUAUUUUUCUUGUCUUUACAGUAGUGAGUGAGUGACAUGUUUUUUCACUUCAGUUCUUGUCAGCCUCACCUGAGUCCAAAGGUGAAGUUCUGCAGCAGACUGCAACAGCCAACAGGCUUACUUAUUUGCUGCCUGCUGUUACAAUUUUCAGGGAUGUC
Entelurus aequoreus (snake pipefish) is the source of this 2238-nucleotide messenger RNA. Its product is annotated as E3 SUMO-protein ligase ZBED1-like. The transcript has 4 exons. The record is from RefSeq and is a predicted model, not a curated record. Bases 1 to 1407 code for a protein of 468 amino acids. NCBI's taxonomy places the organism in Eukaryota, Metazoa, Chordata, Actinopteri, Syngnathiformes, Syngnathidae.